Sceloporus undulatus (fence lizard) is the source of this 2118-nucleotide messenger RNA. RefSeq names its product Yip1 domain family member 5 (gene YIPF5). The record is from RefSeq and is a predicted model, not a curated record. The transcript is spliced from 6 exons. Gene Ontology annotation, biological process: vesicle fusion with Golgi apparatus; regulation of ER to Golgi vesicle-mediated transport; endoplasmic reticulum to Golgi vesicle-mediated transport. Gene Ontology annotation, cellular component: trans-Golgi network; membrane. Lineage: Eukaryota; Metazoa; Chordata; Lepidosauria; Squamata; Phrynosomatidae. Bases 150 to 920 code for a protein of 256 amino acids.
GGUCUGCACUGCGCAUGCUCGGCGCCUAUAACCCGGAAGGGAUUCUCCUGGGGGCGUCUGACACGUAGCGUCUCAAGGCAAGAGGAGGAGCGGGGAAAGUAGGGCUGGGGGCGACGGCGGAGGGAAGCGGGCCCUGAAGAUAGGUUGCAAUGUCUGGGUUUGACAACUUCAAUACAGAUUUCUAUCAGACAAGUUACAGCAUCGAUGACCAGACACAACCAUAUGGAGGAGACCAUGGAGGAGGGACGUACAACAAACAAUAUGCCGGCUAUGACUAUUCUCAGCAAGGUGGCUAUGUUCCUCCAGAGAUGAUGCCCCAACAACAACCUUACACUGGUCAGAUUUUUCAACCAACACCAGCCUAUACUCCAUCCUCACCACAGUCUUUCUAUGGAAGCAAUUUUGAAGAUGAACCUCCUUUACUGGAAGAACUAGGCAUCAAUUUUGAUCACAUUUGGCAGAAGACCCUGACAGUACUCCACCCACUAAAAGCAGCAGAUGGCAGUAUAAUGAAUGAAACAGACCUGGCAGGGCCCAUGGUCUUUUGCUUAGCCUUUGGUGCCACCCUAUUACUGGCUGGCAAAAUUCAGUUUGGUUAUGUAUAUGGUAUUAGUGCAAUUGGAUGCUUAGGAAUGUUCUGCCUCCUCAACUUAAUGAGUAUGACGGGUGUUUCAUUUGGCUGUGUUGCCAGUGUACUUGGUUACUGCCUCCUUCCUAUGAUCAUACUUUCCAGCUUUGCAAUUGUGUUAUCUCUACAGGGUAUGAUGGGCGUUAUUCUUGCUGCUGCAAUUAUUGGAUGGUGUAGCUUUUCGGCAUCGAAAAUCUUUAUUUCAGCUUUAGCAAUGGAAGGACAACAACUUCUAGUAGCAUAUCCAUGUGCUCUAUUAUAUGGAGUCUUUGCUCUCAUUUCUGUGUUUUGAGCAGACUGUCUUUAUUAUUGGACUUAAAUGGGCCAAACUAAAAGCCUUCACUUGGAACUGUUAAACGGGGACCAGAGGGCAGCUGGGUAGCUAUCAUGCAAGGUUAAUGCUUGAAUUGUCAUCUGGAGCAACAAAAUGGUGUCUUGUGUUUGUUUUUUAUUGGACUCUUGAAUACGGUUUUGAAUCCACCUGUAAUGUCUAUAGUUUUAAUACAGGUUCAUGAUUAUACAUGUUUAAAAUGUAAAUUUUCCCCAGUCCUAUAGCCCCUGACAAAAUAUUAUUUUGAAAACUUUUGUAGUCCAGAAGUUUUUAUAGGUAAGUGGAAAUGAAACCAUGAACUCUACAAUUACUUUUUCCAUGCUUGCAUGCAACUAUGAUCCUAAAUAUAAGAUGCAUUCCUCCUUUUUCUACCAGUUUAGCAAAUCAGAAAAACUUGUCUCAAUAAAACCUAUCUGAAAACAAAGCAAAUUGGAUCUUACACAUAAUUUGGAUAGUUUACAGCUCCUACUUAGAUGCUGUUUACACUAAAUAGUGCAAAAGGCUUCCCAGGCUCACAUUUACAGUGUUCAAAUACAUCAUUUUGUAUGUAUUUUGUAAAUAGUUCUAUCAUCUUGUACAAAUGUGUGAAGGUGCUUGUUUUGAUGACAAAAUAUGAGUCUUUAACAAUAGUCCUCCAAAAAAAGAAGAACUUGAUUCAGACAACAGCUUUUACAAAUGUUGUUGGUAUUGCAGGAUACUAUAAAAUAUAGAAAUUAAGCUGUCCCAGACUGUGUUUUUGAAAAUGUUUCAUUUGAUUCUUAGCAACAUAUCUUCUCUGCAGUAUCAUCAAACCUUGAAUAGCCAGACUGACUAUUCAAAUAAAGAACUGUUCCCAUUGAGCAAAUACUCCAUUUAAAUUAUGGACUACAAAAAUUCAAUGCCAUUUGAAGGAAUUUAAUCCAGAAUCCACAAAACAGCAAUACCUUUAUUGGCCAACUAAAAUUUUCUAAAUAUAUCAUGCAAUCUUUCAAAGUUUUACUAACUGACUUCUUCAUUUUCAUCAGGCAGGGAUGUUAAAAUUGUGUAGGAGAAGAAAUGUGAUAAUGUUAGUCAUAGGCCUAUAUUUAUUCAUAUUUGAAGGAGUUUAUAAUUGCAAUGUCAUUUCUAGAAUUACUUGUUUUCCUGAUAAAGACAAAAAAUACGUUCUACUUGAAAAGCU